CUCGCCCCGGCUGCGGGCGUCUCCGCUGCCCCGGCCGCCGCGGCUCCCGGAGCCCGCGCUGCCCGCCGGGCCGCCGGCUCCGGCUUCAGGAACAGCUCGGUGGUGCCACACCAGUUCAUGAUGUCGCUUUACCGGAACCUGGCCGGGAGGGCUCCGGCCGGGGCAGCCGCCGCCUCCACCGCGGGCUCUGGCCGCCACGGCCGCGCGGACACAAUCACCGGCUUCGCAGACCAGGCGAACCAAGACGAAUCGCCAGCCGAGACCGGCCAAAGCUUCCUGUUCGACGUAUCCAGCCUUCCCGACACCGACGAGGUGGUGGGAGCCGAGCUGCGCGUGCUGCGCCACGAGUCCCCGGAACUGGGCCCUGGCGGCGCGACUCCCCCGCGGCUGCUCCUGCUGUCUACGUGCCCCGGCGCCGCCCGAGCGCCGCGCUUGCUGCACUCGCGGGCCGCCGAGCCCCUGGCCGGGGAGCGCUGGGAGGUGUUCGACGUGGCAGACGCCGUGCGGCGCCACCGCCAGGAGCCGCGCGCCACCCGUGCGUUCUGCCUCCUGCUGCGCUCAGUGGCGGGUCCCUCGCAGGGCCCGCUGGCACUGCGGCUGCUGGGCUUCGGCUCCCGGGGCAGGGGCCGCGCGGCCGCGGAAGAGAGCGCUCUGCUCGUCGUUUCCUCCCGCACGCAGAGGAAGGGGAGCCUAUUCCGCGAGAUCCGCGCCCAGGCCCGCGCGCUCGGGGCCGCGCUGGCGGCCGAGCCGCCGCCCGGC
Molecule: messenger RNA, 759 nt
Organism: Ailuropoda melanoleuca (giant panda)
Lineage: Eukaryota; Metazoa; Chordata; Mammalia; Carnivora; Ursidae
Gene: GDF7
Product: growth differentiation factor 7
Exons: 2
Biological process (GO): BMP signaling pathway
Cellular component (GO): extracellular region
Molecular function (GO): cytokine activity
Source: RefSeq, a predicted model, not a curated record